Messenger RNA from Culex pipiens pallens (northern house mosquito), 2067 nucleotides. RefSeq names its product 40S ribosomal protein S6-like. Gene Ontology annotation, biological process: translation. NCBI's taxonomy places the organism in Eukaryota, Metazoa, Arthropoda, Insecta, Diptera, Culicidae. Gene Ontology annotation, cellular component: ribosome. The record is from RefSeq and is a predicted model, not a curated record. The transcript has 2 exons. Gene Ontology annotation, molecular function: structural constituent of ribosome. Bases 934 to 1461 code for a protein of 175 amino acids.
CAAAGAAAAUCCGGUGAACGUUGAAUGCUCAAACGGCUUGUCCCAUCCGAUGUUCACAACUGUGAACAUCGAAUGGUCAGAUUUAGAAAUUUACACUAACACCAUCACAACAAUUAUCAAAGUGUGCGUGUGUUUCAAUGCGAAGCUUCAUUGAACAGCGAACUUCUUCUUUUGCACCCUUCGAAUAGCGAAGACUUGUUUUUGUUAACGCUUGACAAUUGCAGUUUGUUUUGAUAUUUUCACGCGCGGUUUUUUUAGUCACGGUGAAUUUGCGUUCAAAAUAGUUUUUAUCGGCAAAUAACACCAAGUUUGAAGCAAAAACUGGCCCACAAAAGUCGGCCGAGGUAAGUUUGACCGAUUCCCGACUGUUUAAAUAAGUGUCUGCUUUGUUUACAGGUUUCAGGAUAACGCGAUAUUUUUCGUUCCAGUGAAGUUUGCUACAAAACAACUCAUCAACGCAAGUACGCUCGAAUCUUCCGUCGUGUCCGGCGUUGUUCCGACGUCCACUGGGAGUUGCGCUGGAAGUCAAACUGCACCGUACCAGUGGAAACGGCUGGAGGGAAUUUGGCUGCACUACGAGGCGUUGAAUUGUGGCGAAUUCGUGUACUAUACGGUGUCACGCCAGAUCCGGAGCAAUUUGGGGCUACUUUGUCUCGGUUUUGGUCGCCGUGGGUUGUUCGAAUGGUGCAAAAAGCCAAGAAGGAUGACGUGCUGCGGUUUUUACGGUGGAAAUGCUUCAGAUCAACCCGAUCACAGCUGCAACGUUGACGACUCCUCUCGAAGCAGGACGAAAAUCUCUACGACUAAUUCGGCUAACGAAUGCUGGCCCGGGUGACAACCACUCGGCUUCGUGGGCUGGUAAACCGGUGAUCACAAGCGCAAGUCGGUCCGCUGUUGCAUCGUUGACCAAACCUGCCGGUGCUGGCGUUGAACAUGCUGAGGGAGGGUCAGAAGAUUCGCGGACUGACGGAUACGACCAUGCCGCGCCGUCUCGGACCGAAGCCUGCGACCAACAUCCGCAAGCUGUACAACUUGGCCAAGUUUGUGGUGAAGUACCCGCUGCCGGAGGAGGACGGCAAGAAGGCUAAGUCCAAAACGCCCAAAAUCCAGCGUGUUAUCACGCUGGUGGUGCUUCAAGGCAAGAGACAUCGUCUGGUCAAGAAGAAGCGUUGCGUCACGACCGAGUACAUGAAAGUGCUGGCCCUGCGCCGUCGGAGCGUAUCUGCCGCCGGACCCGACUGUCUUCGAUGCGUGAAUCGCUCAACUCACUGGGAUCCGAGAAGGAGACGGACAAGACUGAUCGAAGCUGCCAAGAAGCGCGACGAGGCCAAGACCGUCAGGAUGUCCGAGGCCGGCAAGAAAGCUGUCGCCGAGGAAAAGAAUAUCGUGAAAAAGGACGGAGCAGAUCGGUUAUGGCAGCGCGGCCAAGAAGGAGGAGAAACAGAGGAAGUAAAGAGGUGACCUGGCCUGGCGGUUUAUCUAAUUUGAUCGUAAUGGUGACACAAAAAUUUAGAGUUAAGAAAUCCUACCACACUCUGCAGAAUAGACUUAAAUCAAUAGUUAACAUAACAAUUUGAUAUUAAUAAAACAAAAUACUGCUUGCUUUUUAAUCUCAUAUUCUUAGGAGGAAUAUGAAUCAAAACAUUUUUUUUAUUGCUUGAACACCAAAUAAAACUUAAAUGAGCGUGAUUUCAAUAUUCAAUGCUUAGAUUUGUUUUAUUUACCGUGUUGAAGCAAUAAAAAUAAAAUGUUUUAAUUAAUAUUUUACGUACAUAUUUGGUUUGCGUCCUGGGGGGAAAAAAAGCCACCUAGUGGUGAAAAGCAGUACUAGCCUAGCCGCAGCAAUGUACAGUGGCGCCGCCAGUGGUGAAUAGUGCAAACAGCCAAAAGCUGCGGGCGGCGACACGCACACAAUCAAACCAACUGUCAAGUUUAGAGAAAGACAAGUUGAACAUCGGAUGGUCAACGCGCUUUGAGCAUCGAAUUCUCAUGAUCGUUUAUGAUCAUUCGAUGUUCAAGAUUCUGGUACCAAUGCUCAUAAAAUUCGCAUUGGCGGUUUUGCGUGUA